AUGGUAGAGGCAUUUGUUGGUCCCCGUUCUACCAGCAUUUCGCCAUACACUGAAAGUUUGCAGAUGCAUGUUCUUUCAAAACUCACGUCGAAGCUACCGACCCAAUCGAUUGAUGUGAAUCAACUAUCAUUUCCGAACGACAUCACUCUGGCGGACCCUCAGUUCUUCAAACCUGGUGCCAUCGAUAUUAUAAUAGGACACUAUUACGAUCUUUUAGACAACGGCAGAAUCAAAUUAUCGGAAAAUGGUCCCAUACUCCAGAAGACCGUUUUCGGCUGGGUUGUCUCAGGUCGCAUGUCAGAGAAAAGCGUGGAUAAUCGCAAAACGGUGUCUCAUCCUUGUUCGAAUGUCGAACUACGCGAAUUACUGACAAAUUUCUGGGAGUUAGAAUCAUGCAAAAGCACAAGCAUCUUUUCUGUUGAGGAAACCAUGUGCGAGGAGAUUUACGAUUGCACAACCGUUCGUGAUGUUGAUGGAAAAUUCAUCGUUACUCUUCCCAAGAAAGAGCACAUAAUCAGGCAGUUGGGAGAUUCACAUGAUAUCGCAUUGAGGAGGUUCCAUGGUAUCGAAAAGCGUUUUGCAGCAGACAAUAAUUUGAAGACUCAAUAUACCGAAUUCAUCGAAGAAUACUUGGCAAUGGGACAUAUGAUAGAAGCGCCUGACGAAGAUUCCAGACAGCCUUUGUACCAUUUACCGCAUCAUGCUAUCAUAAAACCCGACAGCACCACGACCAAGCUACGGGUCGUAUUCGACGCUUCCUGUCGCACUUCAACAGGAGUCUCGCUAAACGACGGACUCAUGGUUGGACCAGUUGUGCAGGAGGAUUUACUCUCCAUCGUAUUACGAUUUCGAUUCCGAAGGUUCGCUAUCAUAGCCGAUAUUGCGAAAAUGUAUCGCAUGGUGAAGUUGAAUUCAGCAGAUCAGCCACUCCAGCGCAUUCUCUGGAGAAAUUCUGCCAACGAACCGGUAACCACCUUCCAGCUGACGACAGUCACAUAUGGCACAACCUCCGCACCAUACCUGGCGACGAAGUGCAUUCAACGGUUGGCGAAUGAUGCAAAACACACACAUCCUUUAGCAGCAGAGGUGGCUCGGAAUGAUUUUUAUGUAGAUGAUCUUCUGAGUGGUACAGACAGCAUCGAAACUGGAAAGCAACUUGUCUGCCAACUCAUCGAUAUGUUCAACUCUGCCGGAUUCAGUUUGAGAAAGUGGAGCUCUAACAAUUUGGAGCUUAUCGAUGAUGUUCCUUCAGAACUUCGCGAUAAUCGCUCAACCUUUGAGAUUGAUUCAUCGUCUACUGUGAAAACCCUAGGGCUUAUUUGGGAACCAUCCGUCGAUAAAUUCAAUUACGCCAUACCUCGUUGGAGCUCUGAACCUACAAUCACCAAGAGAAGAGUUGUUUUGGGAGACAUAGCUCGCAUUUUUGACCCACUUGGUCUCAUCGGUCCUGUAGUGGUACUGGCGAAAAUAUUUUUACAAGAGCUGUGGAAACUAAAGGGUGAUUGGGAUGAGCCAUUAUCCGUCAGUCAUCAGGAGUUCUGGUUAACGUACCGCAGAAAUUUAACUGCCCUCGAGUCACUCAAGGUUCCUCGAUGGAUUGGAUUUACCAGUGAUGCGAGCCACGUGGAAGUCCACGGCUUCUGUGACGCAUCAGAAGCAGCGUAUGGUGCGUGUCUAUAUUUACGCUGCACCUCACUUGAUGGAUCAGUUAGCGUUCGUCUCAUCACGGCCAAAUCAAAAGUUGCGCCAAUAGAAGAUAUCAAUCGAAAAAAGAAAAAACAAACCAUCCCACGUUUAGAACUAUCAUCCGCUUUAUUGCUGAGCCAUUUAUACGAGAAGGUUCGCAAAAGUAUACAAAUCCCGUCCCAUGCAUAUUUUUGGACCGAUUCGAUGAUAGUGAAGUGCUGGUUAUCAUCGCUUCCGUCUCGUUGGCAAAUCUUCGUAGCCAAUCGAGUUUCGGAGAUACAGCAUAUCACGAAGGACGGAUGCUGGAAUCAUAUAGCUGGCGAAAAUAAUCCCGCCGACAUCAUCUCACGCGGAAUGAUUCCCGCUCAAUUACAAUACCAAUCUGGUUUGAAGGUCCACUUUGGCUGCGCUUCGAUCGAUCCUUGUGGCCGAUAUCUACUGACACCAUGUCAGAAGGAGAUGAAGCUCUAUUGGAGGAAAGGUCUACCACGACUCUCGCUACUCACAAUCAAUCUACGAACGAGUUGA
Messenger RNA from Toxorhynchites rutilus septentrionalis, 2214 nucleotides. RefSeq lists its product as uncharacterized. The record is from RefSeq and is a predicted model, not a curated record. The transcript is spliced from 2 exons. NCBI's taxonomy places the organism in Eukaryota, Metazoa, Arthropoda, Insecta, Diptera, Culicidae. Bases 1 to 2214 code for a protein of 737 amino acids.